GGCCCUGGGGCGCCUUAAAAACCAGAGCUGGCGCUUGGGUCGCCGCUUUGAGCAGGAUCCAACGUCGCUGCGGCUACCCUUAACCACUCACAGACCCCCCACAGCCAUGGCCAGCAAGGGCUUGCAGGACCUGAAGCAGCAAGUGGAAGGGGCGGCCCAGGAAGCGGUGACUUCAGCCGGAACAGCAGUUCAGCAAGUGGUGGAUCAGGCCACAGAAGCAGGGCAGAAAGCCAUGGACCAGGUUGCCAAGACUACCCAGGAAACCAUCGACAAGGCUGCUAACCAGGCCUCUGAGGCUUUCUCGGGUUUGGGGAAAAAAAUUGGCCUCCUGAAAUGACAGAAGGGAGAAAUGAGUGACUCCCUUCGAGGCCCGGAGCUUUGGCAGGCUCUUGGUGGGCCACCUCAUUAAAACAUAUAUUCCUA
Molecule: messenger RNA, 423 nt
Organism: Budorcas taxicolor (takin)
Lineage: Eukaryota; Metazoa; Chordata; Mammalia; Artiodactyla; Bovidae
Gene: ADIRF
Product: adipogenesis regulatory factor
Exons: 3
Coding region: 107-337 (76 amino acids)
Biological process (GO): positive regulation of fat cell differentiation
Cellular component (GO): nucleus
Source: RefSeq, a predicted model, not a curated record